GAGAUGCAGAUGUGACGGAUGAAGAACUUCAGACCGCAAUGUGUGGAGCUGAAAGACUGGUAAACUCACGGCCCAUCACUUAUGUGAAUUCAGAUCCAAACGACCCGUCCCCACUUACUCCAAAUCAUUUUAUAGUCGGACAGAUCGGUGGGGUAUUUGCUCCUGAAGCUCUUGAUCAAGUUGAAGCGAACAACCCUAGGAAUCGCUGGCAUCGAGUACAACAAUUGUUACAGCUGUUCUGGAAGCGCUGGAGAAAGGAGUUCCUUCCCCGUCUUAAUGUAAGCAAGAAAUGGUUUCAUCCCAAACAUAACCUGAAACAAGGCGAUGUGGUAUUGAUUGCUGAACCCAAAGCAAGUAGGGGAGAAUGGCCUCUUGCCCGUGUGAUCGAAGCGUAUCAAGGAAGUGCCGGCCUAGUCCGAGUUGUAAAGGUGAAAUCCAGGAACAAAGAAUAUUUCCGUCCUAUACAUCGAUUGUGUCGUCUCGAGUAUGUUGACGAACAUUCGGACAAUGAAGAUAGAUAACUGAAACGUUAUAUAGAAGUGAACAUAAAGGACGUUAAUUAAGUCGUAUUUGUUAGUAUUCAUUGACAUUGCUAAUCCCUCUAUUUAUUGUCUUUAAGUGGAAUCGAAUGCGUUGCAUUCGGGAGGGGGAUGUUAACGAACGAUAUUAUUAUACGAAGUACUUGUUAUCAUGACCGCUGAAAUAGUCGCGCGGGCGACAAAACGUUUUUUGAACGUUCUAGUUUAUAUUUUUUGACUACAAAAAGACGAUAUUUAGGCUAUUUUUGUGUUUAAAGACUCGGAAUAAAGUGGCGAAUUAUCUCGUGUAGACAUUUUAUAGACAGUUCAAUUAAUCGGGAACAAUCCGCAUAACCUGUCAGUGGAUAGAUGAUUGAUAAAACACGCUUUUGAACCCGUUCCAGGGCAUUAGAUAAGUAGGAAGGAAGGGCGAAGUGGAAAACUUGACAGCUGAAUUCCAUGACUGGUCUGACGCAGGUAGUGUAAAAAUGUAUUAUGUCAGCUUCAGGUACAUGAGCACGUUUCAACUGAAUAAUAAAAUAAAUCCGUUUGUUCGCCUUCUUAACUAUGUUAGUUAUGUGUUGGUUCCAUUUUAGAUCUUUAGAAAUUGUCAAACCUAGGAUUCUUGCGUGGUUCACUGUCUCGAUUUGGCCUGAGAUGAUCUUAAGGCGCGGAAAUUCUUUCUCAGGUUUU
Molecule: messenger RNA, 1211 nt
Organism: Paramuricea clavata
Lineage: Eukaryota; Metazoa; Cnidaria; Anthozoa; Malacalcyonacea; Plexauridae
Source: the annotation of a GenBank genome assembly